AUUAAUAAUAAUUUAACACAAAAUGGUGCUAAUGAAACAUUAAUUAAUUCAUAUAUAUUACCAUGGUGGCGUCAAGUUAUCUGGAGUAUAUUAUAUUCUGUAAUGGUUAUCGUUGCAACCGGUGGUAAUUUAAUUGUGAUAUGGAUUGUAUUAGCACAUAAACGUAUGCGUACAGUUACAAAUUAUUUUAUUGUAAAUUUAUCGAUUGCUGAUACAAUGGUGUCAACAUUAAAUGUGACAUUUAAUUAUACAUACAUGUUAAAUUCACAUUGGCCAUUUGGACGUUUAUAUUGUAAAAUUGCACAAUUUGUUGCGAUCUUAUCAAUAUCAGCAUCAGUGUUUACAUUAAUGGCAAUAUCAAUUGAUCGAUAUAUGGCCAUAAUGAAACCAUUAAAGCCACGGAUGGGUCGUCGUACAACAUUAUGUAUUGCCGUUGCAAUAUGGAUUGGUAGUAUAGCAUUGUCCUGUCCGAAUCUGUUAUAUUUUACAACAUUUGAAUUUAAAUUAGAUGAGCAUAGCUCACGUAUUAUCUGCUAUUCAGAAUGGCCAGACGGGCCUACGAAUUUAUCAUAUAUGGAAUAUGUAUACAAUGUAGCGUUUAUGAUUCUCACAUACUUCCUACCAAUUGGUUCCAUGUCAUAUACGUACGCGCGUGUUGGAUUGGAAUUAUGGGGAUCACAGAGUAUUGGUGAAUGUACUCAACGCCAAUUGGAGAAUAUCAAAAGUAAACGAAGGGUUGUUAAAAUGAUGAUAGUGGUUGUAUUAAUAUUUGCAGUAUGCUGGCUACCAUUUCAUUUAUAUUUCAUUAUCAUCUCAUAUUAUCCAGAUAUAACAACAUCACAAUAUGUCCAAGAAAUCUAUUUAGCGAUUUAUUGGUUAGCAAUGUCGAAUUCAAUGUACAAUCCAAUUAUUUAUUGUUGGAUGAAUUCAAGAUUUCGGCGUGGAUUUAAACAAUUCUUCGCAUGGUGUCCAUAUGUGCAUAUCAGUCCAGAAGCAUUAACACGUCGUGAAGUCGUCACUUCGAGAUAUUCCAGUUCUGGAUCGCCAAAUCAUCAUCGAAUGAUCAGAAAUGAUACCGCCAUUAUGGAUUAUAAUAAAUCAAUUCGUAGUAGACUUCCAGUAUCAAUACAAAAUGAUCAAAUGAAUCGUACAUACGUCACAGAUGAUCCAUGUAUAGUGGCCAUUUCACCAGCAUCUACGUCUUCGACAUCUACAAAUAUGUCGACGGAGGAAAUAGAUUUACCAUCACUGGAUCAGUCCGAUUACCAAUGCACCUCUCAACAACUUGUACGCCCCAAUCAACCGGAACACUAAGUCAACACAAUGCAUUAUCAUUUCAUCAUCAGCAACAGCAUCAUCAUCAUUAUCGUGGCGG
Messenger RNA from Chrysoperla carnea, 1375 nucleotides. RefSeq names its product tachykinin-like peptides receptor 99D. The record is from RefSeq and is a predicted model, not a curated record. Lineage: Eukaryota; Metazoa; Arthropoda; Insecta; Neuroptera; Chrysopidae. Gene Ontology annotation, biological process: G protein-coupled receptor signaling pathway. Gene Ontology annotation, molecular function: tachykinin receptor activity. The annotation marks the transcript as partial. The transcript has 8 exons. Gene Ontology annotation, cellular component: plasma membrane.